AUGGGUUUGCCACAGAAUGCUUCAGAUGAGCAAGCUCAUGAAGCUUUGCCGUCUGCUUCGAAUUGCAGUCUUUCUCAAAGCCUGCCUGUAAAUGCCACUCCCUGUGAUUCACUCAGAGGCGAGGGCUCCUCUAUUGGAGAAUUUGCUAGGAAAACAACAUUGCAAACUUUGGGGUUUAUAGAUGACCCUUGGAGAUGCCAUCAAGAAACUCGGCUUGUUACCUCAUCAUCUGCUCAUGAGCCUGAUUAUGCAAUGGAUAAGGUUAGUAACUGGAGUCGAACUGAAGUUCGACGGAUAGUUGGUUUCCAGUCAAAUGAAGCUAGCUCAAAGAGUAAUAAUGAACACACGAGUAUCACUGUUGGUGGAUCUCAUGAUGUAGAUAUUACUGGUGGAUCGUUAGUGAGGAAACGAGUAAGCUCUCCUCUGGAUACGAUUUUCCCUGAGAAAUUUGUAGGCGACCCGCUUGAUAUCAGCUGCAGCAACCAGAAGAUGACUUCUUCUGGUCUUUCUAAUGCACAAGAUCACAAAAAGGCCAAUAUCUUCGGUUCACAGAGGAGUAAACUUUCAUCUAUCGUUUUCACGGACGGUCCAUUGCUCGACUCCAACGCUCUGCAGCCCAAAAAUAGUGUGGCUUGCUUAUAUGAGACAUCUCAAGUAGCCGCUAAGAUGUUACCAUGCCAUAAGAAUAUAUCCGCCUCUCCAACACUUUCUCUGUCACCUCUUGGCCCCAGCUUCUCCGAGAGAAUGAAAGCUCUACAAGGGAGGAAGGUUUUCGAGGAUGGUGUUUGCUUAAGGAAGACCGGUGAAGAAGCAGAACUCAGGGAUAGUCAUAAAUCGUUUGACGAUGGUAAUGGUAUCCAGAGAGCGUUUUCAAUGGAUAGAGCUAUUGACUCGGUUCCUACUUCUCCAUGUAAAAGGUUUAGUAGAAGCUUGAGUGGACGUCCCAUUCAAAGGUCACUGGUUGGUUCUUUUGAAGAGUCACUCUUGUCAGGAAGAUAUUCCUAUGGGCAAACUAAUCAGAUCGACGGUUUUCUUGCCAUUCUUAGUAUUGCGGGUGGAAACAUCUCUCCAAAAUCACAGAAGCUUCCAUUCUCAGUAACAAGUGUUGGUGAUGAUUGCUUCUUACUAUACUAUGCCUCCAUAGAUCUCUCUGGAGCAUCAUCUUUGUCAAACAAAUUAUGGGGACAGAAAUCGAAAACGAACCAAAGCAACUCUGAUUCUCAGACCAUUAAUAGCCGGUUGCGGAUCCCUAUGAAGGGUCGGAUUCAACUGGUUUUGAGUAACCCUGAAAAGACACCUCUUCACACUUUCCUCUGUAACUAUGACUUAACUGAUAUGCCACAUGGUACAAAGACUUUCCUACGCCAAAAGGUUACUCUGGCCUCAUCUGCAGACCUAACUCAUGCAACUAAACCUAGCAAUGGAACUUCUGAUUCAGUGCAUUCGGCAAGCGAGUGUGAGAACAGGAAGUGUCGUGAGACUUACAGAGAAACAGGACAACGGUGUUCAAAGUCCGGAGUCUUACGCUACGCUCUUCAUCUUAAAUUUCUUUGCCCUUUACGCAAGAAAGCUUCAAAAGUAGGUCAGAAGAAAAGCUUGGAUGAUGGAGAGAGGAGAUUCUAUUUGUACGGUGACUUGAGAGUUGUGUUUCCUCAACGGCAUACAGAUUCGGAUGAGGGAAAGCUGAAUGUGGAGUAUCAUUACCCAGAAAAUCCAAGAUACUUCAACGUAACCAGUUGA
Messenger RNA from Microthlaspi erraticum, 1740 nucleotides. The record is from the annotation of a GenBank genome assembly. Lineage: Eukaryota; Viridiplantae; Streptophyta; Magnoliopsida; Brassicales; Brassicaceae.